This is a messenger RNA of Pleurotus ostreatus (oyster mushroom), 4614 nucleotides long. RefSeq lists its product as uncharacterized. Lineage: Eukaryota; Fungi; Basidiomycota; Agaricomycetes; Agaricales; Pleurotaceae. The coding region runs from base 1 to 4614 and encodes 1537 amino acids. Gene Ontology annotation, cellular component: cytoplasm; nucleus; transcription export complex 2. The record is from RefSeq and is a predicted model, not a curated record. The transcript has 12 exons. Gene Ontology annotation, biological process: mRNA export from nucleus.
AUGGACGCGCCCCCUACCCGCUCGCACAACAGAGGGCGCGGAGAUGCUCAUCGCUCGCAGUCGCGAAACAAACAAUGGACAGCGGGAAAUCCCAACGGUGCACCUCCGAAUCAACGUGGCGAUGGGGAGAGGUGGGAGCGCGGGGGCGGACAUAGAGGGAGAGGGAGAGGGACGGGUGGAAGAGGAGCAGGAGGCUCAGCGGGAGGCGGUAGAAAGUUCCCGAACCGCACGUUGAAUGUCGCGAAACCCACCGCGACCACCGCUAGUGGCAACGACGAAUUGCCCUUUUUCGGAAAUGUUGACAUCGACGAACCGGUGCUGGAGACGCAGGAAGAAAGAGAAAAGUUCUACCAGGAUUUGGUCAAAGCUCGAGAAGUGGAACGCAAAAAAGCAAUUGCAGAAGGGAAGAUGGACGACCCCCUCGUACCCAAACGGCUGGAAGAUGCCAUCAGCAUGGUAGGGACUUGCAUGGACAUGUGCCCUCGGUUCGAGCGGUAUCGACGCGAGCGGGAGAACAACCUCACGGAAUGGGAGACAAUCCCGGGAACAAAACGUGUGGACCACAAACGAGCAGUUAAAAUGUACGAACGCGCCGCAGGCGACAAGACAUUGCCUUCCGAUCUCCGUCCACCUAUAAUACUCAAGAGAACUCUCGACUACCUCUUCCGCCAACUCCUUCCUACUGGAGGCUUCCACCGUACUUUCAGCUUCAUUCGCGAUCGCUCCCGUGCCGUGCGCAAUGAUUUCACUAUGCAACACGAGACUGGCCCACUGGCAAUGGAGUGCCAUGAGAGAUGUGCAAGAUUUCAUAUCCUGGCUUUGCACUUCGAAAGAGACGAAACGGAUUUUUCCAUUCCGAUGGAGGAGCAGCAGUUGAUGUACGCCCUACAAAGUUUGAAAGAAUUCUACGCCGAUCAGAGGGACAACUAUCAGUCCCCUCACGAGCUCGAGAUGCGUGUAUACCACCGAUUAAUUCACAUCAGGGAUCAACGCGAACGGCACGAUGAUAUACCGCCACACAUUACCGAACAUCCGGUCUUCAAGCUGACGACGGACUUUCGACUCCACGUCCAGAAGCGCAGUGCGCCGAUCACCAAGACAUCGAAGUUGGCUGUAGAUGCGGAAGGAAUGGCGAUAUUCGGAGAGUUGGCAAGGGUGCUCAGGGAGGGUGCUGGAGGUGGCAAUGUGGUCAUGGUAUACCUUGUGGCGUGUAUACUGGAGAGGUUGUUUGGGAAGGAGGCGAUCGACGGGAUUGAGGAUAUUAGAGGGAAUCUGGAAAUUUGGCAGAUUAUUGAUGGCGAGGUGGGUGACGGGCGUGGGGGUGGAGAAGAGUCAAUGGGACAUGAGGACGGUGAUGGCGGGAUGGGACACUAUGACGGGUUAGAAGAUGAAAGAAUGGACGACGACGGGAUGGACGACGACGCGGACGCGGGAGAUGAGCAUCAGGAAGGGGCGGGGAUGCAUGCCCCAAGUCCACUGAGACCCGGACCGACCGAAUGGUUGAAUAAUACGUUUGGAGGACCUCCUCUUCCUUCAGCUUUUCCCGCAACUACUGCUUCGUCCUCGACAACUGCUUUUCCGUCUACCCAACCAACGCAGAUAAAUCAAGGGCCACCGCCGACGUCGUCCUCUCCGGGACCAACAGCACCUUUGUCUGCUUUUGCGGGCCUCACAAGUGCUCCCAACCCGUUUGGCACUCCUUCGGUGUUUGGGAGUAGUUUCGGCUCUUCCACACAGAAGGCAACUCCUCCAAAAUCAGUGUUUGGGACUACUUUUCCGGUUGGUUUUGCACCUGCGUCGUCAUCGGACGUAGGAAAUGGCCAGGUGCAGGUUGGACUAGGGAAUGUAGUGAGCACCACGAAUUCAAGUCCGUUUGGCACCUUUGGUCAACCGCCAGCACCAGCUCAAUCACAACCCUUUGGUUCGGCACGGACGCCGGCACCCCUACAAGGAGCUUCUGCUAGCACGCAGGCUUCGCCUUCUGCGCUCAAUGUUGCAGCUCCAGCGUUCAUUCCGUCGCAUCCGCCGUCACUCACUUCUGCUUCAACCCCAGAGGUCGGCGAGACAAUGGCUGGUACACCUUUCAAGGCCCAGGCGAAACAGCAUCCGACGCCUGUUACGUUUCCCGCGUUAGCCACGUCCGUGAAUGUGCUCUCUCCGUUGCCGUCGUGGACCUCUCCUACACCACCAACGUCUGUUCCAGCUGCGGCUACGGCGCCAACAGUUUCCCCUUCUUUACCGACCCCAAUAACACCCACACUCCCGAAGCUUAAUACCACUCUUACCACUAGCGUCAGCUCAGAGCUCUCGCCGCGUAUUCCCCCUCCCAUGGACCGAAAACAACCUAUAUCCCUGCCUGCCACUCCCACUACCACGGCAGCAACCCCCUCCGCGAUUUGGUCGCAUUUAGGGUUUCUUAGAAGUGGUGGUUUGACCCCAACUUCGAGCUUGGGGUUCAUAGGUGAAGGGCCUUUGAGUCCUUUGCUGCCUCAAUCACCGACAGUGUCGAGACAAGCGACGAUGCAAGACAUUGGAUCGACCCCCCAAGGUGCCUCGUCAUCAUCAUCCUCUUUAGGGUCCCUGAGGAAACUGGUAGGGAUGCCGUCGGUUCCGUCAGUAGCUCCAGGUACUCCGCCUCAGCUUCUGGACACUGUGAAACCUCUUUCCUCCAAAGGAAAGGAAAAGGCCAGGGUGGGCGCAAGGACACACUCCUUUGACGAAGAAACAGCUGUAGGGUUGGCUGAUGGCUUUGCGAAAAGAGAAGUUGUAAAGCAAUCUCUGAGGCGAUGGGUUAGGCGGACAGCUGACCGAGCAGCGUGGAGAGACGCGUGUAGUAAGAGCGAGGCGUACAGGGAGAAGGUGGAAAACAAGAGGAAGAAAAAAGAAAGAGAGGCGGCGAGGAAUGGGUCUCCCUCAGAGAAGAGACGGCGGAGGAGCUCCGACAUAUCUGAUACGUCAACACGAGUGUCAUCCCCCGCUAAGAAGCGGGUAAAACGACGCGUUUCAGACAAGUACCAACCUCCACGCACUGACGCAGACCUUGCGCAAAGAUUGAAAGAAAACCAGGAAGAACACGAACGACGUUGGACCAGAGGGUCAUUCCUCGACGUAAUAUCCAACCAAGUCCGGCGGAAGGCGCAUGCGUGCGGGUUACACAAACCCCUACCAAGUUGGCGUACAUGGAUUUCGCUAAACCCCGAGAGCGAUGCUACCGCCAUUUGGUUGGAGCGGAAGUUUGACAUCCCCAACUCAGGGAAGUGGGUUUCGGAGGUGAUCUUUGAGAUCCCUUUAUCCGCCCAGGGAGACGCAGCCGAAAGAGAGGGUUUUCCGGGAUUGAUUAUCUUCGAACGCACGCCCUUGGACGAUAUCACAGACGACAUUGAACGGAAGUAUCGAAUAUUAGACGAUUGCUCACGACUAAGAGAUAUCAUCAAGAGUUUACCUCAAGAACACCAUUUCGUUCCGUCACUACUUGUGUUGUCGUGGCUCGAAGCGGGUCGGCCAGACACUGCAGCUUCGGAACCCGUUUCCGAUUUAGAUACCAUGAUCAAAGAAUACAUUAACGCAUCAGUACUGAAAAGCUUUUCAGCCUUUCCAUUUUCUUUUACUUCCGAUACCCGAGACGACGUGGAUGCCAAAUUCGGCGCAUGUGUCCAGGAGGUGAUCGAAGGGUGUGACGUGGUAGGAGAGAAAGUACAGAGACUGAGUGUACGAGGUAUUUUCCAACAGUUCCAGCCCGCGCUGAGUAGAUUCGUGGUAAACGGUCUCGAAAAGUGCUGGAUAGAUGGCGAAUUCGACUGGAUAUCAUAUAAACAACUUCUCUCGGUUUUCAUCUCGCUCCUCAACGACCUUAUACAACUGGUUGGGAGAUUGACUGGUACUGGGGUCGACAAAACGAUUAAGCUGCUCCCUCCUUACGAAGCAUCCACCCCCACGACAACGUCAACGUCAAUACCAAUGUCAGCAAAUAAGCAGGAGGACAGCAAGUCCCUGUACGUAUCUACAAUAUCAUGGCUGGAAGGCGCGACCAUCGGGUCCACCCCAACGGAGAAAGGAGAAACUGACAACAUUGUCUCCGAUCUUGCGUCCCACAGGAGUAUGGGAAGAGACUUUCCAAGCACGGCCUUCCUAGAGCAUCUAGCCGAGCUCGCGCGGUACCGACUCGAGCGAGGAAUACUUGCUCCAUCUACCACUUCCUCGUCUACUGUGUCUUCAUCCACAGGCGGAGAAGAGCCUGUUUUUUAUGUCCCUAAAUCAGAGCUCCUUGCCCUGAAAGACGACUUUGAUCUGGUUGCCGAGCGGAAGGGAGGAGAAGCGAGGAGAAGGGUGGAAAGCACCAGAAGGGAGCGGAGACGUCAAGAAGACAACAAUAUCAGUGAUGGUCCGAGCAAUGGGAUGAAGGACGCAAACCGGUCUGCGGAACACACGUCUUCCAAGGUCAAAUACAAUGGGAACACGACGCAUUUCGCACCGAGUGUCCGCAAGGAAGCACCUAGCCAGGUAGCGGACAUGGCGGACAGCAGGCCGGACAGUACGGAAAAGGUUGUGACAUUGGAUAUGUUGAAAGCCCUUACAAGGGACAUUAAGAUGCGGUAUGGAGCUGGGGGGUUGUGA